UACCCUGAUGACGUGUAAGUAGCAAUGAGACCAGGAAGUGUGAACUAGGGGAGCUUUAUAGUUUUGGAAAAUUGAUUAUUUUCACUUGUUAUCAAGGAAUAUAAUUUAUUCUGUAGUGAAUAGGGGUAUACUCUAGUUUUGUAACAUAUUACCAGCCGGCUAGCUAGCUUGUUAGCUACCAUGGGACGACAUGGAGGCGUUGGUUUAGCGGUUUUUGUGCUCGUACUGGUGUUGGUCUUUUGCGAAGCAAGAAGACACAAACUCGCCCUAAAGAAUGACAGGAGAUUUGUGGUUCAUCUCAACACCUUUGGUUUCUUUGCCAACGGAACUCUGGACGUCAACGUUCUCUCCCUGACACUGCCUGAGGACAACGGCAAGCACCCUGUGGGAUUCAGUCUCUCCAAGUCUCGUGUUAAUGGAGUCCUGUCCUACACAGCGGAGGAAACGGAGGUGUGUCCACUCAGCAAACAAAACAGCGAUGAGCCCCUCUUCCUCUUCCUCAUUGACACCAACAACCUCAGAGUCAAUGUGAAGUCUUAUGGAGACCAGGACAGCGUCUUGACCAAGCUGAAGACAAACAAGACACUCAAUAAAGACUCAGGUUCCAGGAGAAGAAGAGCGGUAGAGGCCCCUGAGGACGUGAAGGUGAAAGAACAGAAGAAAGAUCUAAAGAAAGUGGAGGAAGAAAAGAAAGAUGGAGUGAUAAAAGAGGGGAAGGAGGAAAAGAAAGAUGGAGUGAUGCAAGAGGGGAAGGAGGAAAAGAAAGAUGGAGUGAUGCAAAAACCUACCAACCAGGUGGGGCGGAUCAACGGGCUGACUCUGGAUGUGCAGAAAAUCAACGGCUCGUACAGCUUCAGCUUCCACAUGGUGAUUGGCCAGUUGGAUGAGGGCCUGUACAACCUCAACUUCCACUACUGUGACAACAUUCUGCCAGGCAUCAACCACCCCUUCAAUCUCAACGUGGAGGUGACGGAGAAGAACCCAGGAGGUUACCUGUCAGCAGCAGAGAUCCCUCUCCCCCAUCUCUACAUCUUCAUGGCUGGAGUCUUCUUCAUUAUAGCCACGGUCUGGGUCUACACACUGCUGAAGCACAGGUACAGUGUGUUUAAGAUCCACUGGCUGAUGGCAGCUCUGGCCUUCACCAAGUCAAUCUCCCUGGUCUUCCACAGCAUCAACUACCACUUCAUCAACACCGAGGGACACCCCAUCGAAGGCUGGGCUGUCAUGUACUACAUCACUCACCUGUUGAAGGGCGCUCUGCUGUUCAUCACUCUGGCGUUGAUUGGUACUGGCUGGGCCUUCGUUAAAUACAUCCUGUCAGACAAGGAGAAGAAGAUCUUCAUGAUCGUCCUCCCUCUACAGGUUCUGGCCAACAUAGCCUACAUCAUAAUAGAGUCUACAGAGGAGGGCUCUAGUGAGUAUGCCCUGUGGAAGGAGGUUCUGUUCCUGGUUGACCUCAUCUGCUGUGGAGCUAUCCUCUUCCCUGUUGUAUGGUCUAUUCGUCACCUGCAAGAGGCUUCCAGCACUGAUGGGAAAGCUGCCAUGAACCUGGAGAAACUCAAGCUGUUCAGACAUUACUACGUCAUGAUAGUAUGUUAUAUCUACUUCACGAGGAUCAUAGCCAUCCUGCUGAAGGUGACGGUGCCUUUCCAAUGGCAGUGGUGUUACGAGUUCUUAGUGGAGGUGUCUACUCUGAUCUUCUUUGUGUUGACGGGGUAUAAGUUCCGCCCUGCUUCCAACAACCCCUACCUCCAGCUGCCCCUGGAUGAGGAGGACAUAGAGAUCGAUGAAGUGGUGACGGAGUCAGGUAUGUUGGAGGGCGUCUCUAAAGUCAAGAAGACAUCUAACGGUCGCGAGCGCCAGAAAGUGUCUUCGUUGUGAGAGUGUAUGUUUGGGAAGAGGGGGUUGUACCCCUCUCACCGUUGGAGAGAAACAGGGACUGAAACGGACCAAGACACUCCACCCCCCAAAACUCAUCCUUCCUCCUCCAUCUGAAACUGUGGCUGGCUGUUACUAAAGCAACCACCGCCUCGCUCGCUAUGCAAAAAGACAAACGACAACGGACUUUAGUUGUCGUUGGACCUUCUCUUCUCUCUCCUUUAUCUGGAGACUUCCUGGAGGCUCUGCACCCCUGCCUGGUGUCAUAAUGGUUCAUUCCAGGGAGAGAACUGUCUUCCACCCCCCUCAUCGAUGGAUGAAUAGAACGGUCUGGUCUGGGGUGGAAUGGACCUCUAAUGACCCCUCUCUCUCUCUCUCUAUUUCUCUCUCUCUCUAUUUCUCUCUCUCUCUAUCACUUUCUCUCUCUCUA
Molecule: messenger RNA, 2308 nt
Organism: Coregonus clupeaformis (lake whitefish)
Lineage: Eukaryota; Metazoa; Chordata; Actinopteri; Salmoniformes; Salmonidae
Product: protein GPR108
Exons: 19
Coding region: 181-1881 (566 amino acids)
Biological process (GO): transport
Cellular component (GO): membrane; Golgi apparatus
Source: RefSeq, a predicted model, not a curated record